Molecule: messenger RNA, 678 nt
Organism: Aegilops tauschii subsp. strangulata
Lineage: Eukaryota; Viridiplantae; Streptophyta; Magnoliopsida; Poales; Poaceae
Source: RefSeq, a predicted model, not a curated record
AUGCCGUCCUCCUCGUCGACGUUGUCGCCAGAUCGCCUCCUCAACACCGACUUCGCCGGCGUCGCCACGCCCCGCCCCGCGUCGGAUGCAGCCGUCCUCUCCGUCGCCGGUGCCGCCUCGCCAGACCUCCUCGACUCCUCCCCGAGCCCACUGCCCGAACCCCUACAACUCCGCCACCGCCCGGUACGGUCCCCGCUCCGGCUGCUCGCUCCCCCUGCGUGCUGCGUCUCCUGCUGCUACCGCACUUGCCCUGCUGCCCCGCUCACGCCCCGGGCCGCGUCCAAGCUCGUCGCCGGCGUCAUCCCGCUGCCCCGCGCUCUAGCCGCGCCUGGCUUUGCCCUCCUCGCCGCUGCUCCGCCCCGUCACCGCGACCCUGCCCCGCCCGGCGUGUCACCUCGCGCGCUCGCGCCCAUGCUGUGGCCGGCUACCGCGUGCUGCUGCUUCUGCGGUUGCGCCGCCCCCGCUCCUCGUGACCACCACCGUGCCACCGCCCAUGACUCACGCGCCUGCUCCCCUCGCCCGUGCUGGCCUCGCCCACACCGGCCUGGCGACCUGCCAGGUCCGCCGCCCUUCCCCCACGCCCCUGGGCAUACACCCGCUCGGGCUGCGCCCAACGCCCGCACCCGCGUCGCUUGUUCGGGCAGCCCCCGCGGCACCCGAACCCACUAUGGCCCUUAG